CAUCUAUUUCACCUCUUGAACUUUUCUGUCUCUCUCUCUCUAGACCAGUUAUUUUUGAUCAGCCAUCUUCUGGCUGAGCUUUUCUUAUAUUCUGUGGGGAGAUUUGGUUUUAAAAAUUUCAAUCUGGGGCUCCUUUGGGUCAUUUAUUUUCAAACUCUUGAGACCCAACCAUGGGAUCCAAGCAAGUCCUAGUCACUUACAAGAGAGUGUUUCACAGACUAAGAUGGAUGGUAGCUUUGAUUGUGAUUGUGGUGAGCUGGAGCCACCUGAUCAUUAACUAACAGCACCCCUGCAACACACACACACACACACACACACACACACACACACAAAAGGUCCCCUCUUCCUUAGCGAACGAGACUGUAAAACAGAGGCGGGAAAGAGGAAGACCAUCCGUAGAAUGAAGCUGCUCAGGAUCAGUCCAACACUGAAUGUAUCUGCACUGUGAGGAGGAUGUUAACGCAAGCCUAUUACAUGCCUAUUUAUUCACAUUUUCGUUAAAUGUUGACCAGUUUGGCACAGUAGAGCGAAGGGCAUAAGAUGCCACUUCGUUCCAUUUGAUUUUACCCGGCGUUUCUUUUGGAUGUCUGCGGAUGUGCUGCACCUUCCUUCAAACUAUGAAUGCUGCGACCUCUUUCUCUCUACUCAGCCUGAUCUGUAAAGAGUGUUAAGUUCUUAAUUCUAAAGAGGAAACCAUCAGGCCUGACUGGCUGACCAUGGAAUGAGAACCCCAAGAAGCCACCCAGCAGUCAAUCUGGCCUUCUUCUAUUCUACAAGAACCCGGCAGUCCACCAGUGGAAGCAUCUCUCUAUACUUGUAGGAGCGGUAAUAGUUUUAAGAGGGAGGAAAAAGGAUACGGAUUCUCUUUCUUUCUUUCUUUCUUUCUUUCUUUCUUUCUUUCUAAGCAAAAAGAUGGCAGAGAAGUUUGAAAGUCUGAUGAACAUUCAUGGCUUCGAUGUAGGUUCUCGGUAUAUGGACUUAAAACCCCUGGGCUGUGGUGGCAACGGCUUGGUUUUUUCUGCUGUUGACAACGAUUGUGACAAGAGAGUGGCCGUCAAGAAGAUCGUCCUCUCCGAUCCUCAGAGCGUCAAGCAUGCUCUGCGGGAGAUCAAAAUUAUCCGGAGGCUUGACCACGAUAACAUUGUCAAAGUUUUUGAAAUCCUUGGCCCCAACGGGAGCCAGCUGACCGAUGACGUUGGCUCUCUGACAGAACUGAACUGCGUUUACAUUGUCCAAGAGUACAUGGAGACCGACCUGGCGAAGCUGGUGGAGCAGGGGCCCUUACUGGAAGAACACGCUCGGCUCUUCAUGUACCAGCUGCUACGGGGGCUCAAGUACAUUCACUCGGCCAACGUCCUGCAUAGAGACCUCAAACCAGCAAACCUGUUCAUUAAUACGGAAGACUUGGUGCUGAAAAUCGGGGACUUUGGUCUUGCGCGGAUCAUGGAUCCUCAUUAUUCUCAUAAGGGCCAUCUUUCUGAAGGACUAGUAACUAAAUGGUACAGAUCACCUCGCCUCUUGCUAUCACCCAACAACUACACGAAAGCCAUUGAUAUGUGGGCUGCAGGUUGCAUCUUUGCUGAAAUGCUGACAGGCAAAACUCUCUUUGCAGGUGCCCAUGAACUUGAACAGAUGCAGCUGAUUUUGGAAUCUAUUCCCGUUGUGCAUGAGGAAGACCGUCAGGAACUUCUUAAUGUAAUCCCAGUUUACAUUAAAAACGACAUGACUGAGCCACACAGACCUUUAACUCAGUUGCUCCCAGGCAUUAGCCCCGAAGCUUUGGACUUCUUGGAACAAAUACUGACCUUCAGUCCCAUGGACCGAUUGACAGCAGAAGAAGCCUUGUCUCACCCUUACAUGAGUAUUUAUUCCUUCCCAACUGACGAGCCCAUUUCAAGUCACCCUUUCCACAUUGAGGAUGAAGUGGAUGACAUUGUGCUGAUGGAUGAAACUCACAGCCACAUCUAUAACUGGGAAAGGUAUCACGACAGCCAGUUCUCAGACCAUGAAUGGCCUGUUCAUAACAACUUUGAAGCUGACGAAGUUCAGCGGGAUCCGAGGGCUCUUUCGGACGGGACCGACGAGGAGGAAGUCCAAGUAGACCCGCGGAAAUAUUUGGAUGGCGAUCGCGAAAAGUACCUAGAAGAUCCGGCUUUUGAUACCCACUUCUCCACCGAGCCUGCUUGGCAGUACCCAGAUCACCACGAAAACAAGUAUUGUGAUCUGGAAUGUAACCAUACUUGUAAUUACAAAAUGAGAUCCUCUUCCUAUCUAGAUAACUUAGUCUGGAGAGAAAGCGAAGUCAACCAUUACUAUGAGCCCAAGCUUAUCAUAGACCUUUCUAACUGGAAGGAGCAGAGUAAAGAGAAGUCAGAUAAAAAAGGCAAGUCCAAGUGUGAAAAGAACGGAUGGGUGAAAGCUCAGAUAGCGCUCAAAGAAGCCUCCCAGCAGCUUGUGGGAAAGGAGAAGAGUCAAGGCUUUGACUUUGAUUCCUUCAUAGCGGGAACAAUUCAGCUUAGCUUGCAGCACGAGUCGACCGCGGUCGACAAGUUGAACGACCUCAAUAGCUCCGUGUCCCACCUAGAACCCAAAGGCCUCUCUAAAUCGGUCAGCAGAGAGAAACAGCAGAAAGGGAUGGCUAACUUGGCCCAGCUGGAGGCCCUCUACCAAAACUCCUGGGAGGGUCAGCUGGUCGGCGGCGGGGAAGAGUGCUUCCUCAUAGAUCAGUUUUGUUGCGAAGUCAGGAAGGAUGAGCAGAUGGAGAAAGAGAACCCCUACCCCAGUUAUCUCGACAGGUUUUUUAGCAAGAAAGACCCCGAGAUGCUAGACGCUGAGCCAGCCGAAGAUGGAAAACCUGGGGAGAAAGAGAGAGAGGGGAACAUCCCGAGUAACAGCGGAGAAUUUCUCUUUAACAAGCACCUUGAAGCUAUUGCGAUCCCCCAGUUUCCCACCCCUGUUGGCUCACCCCUUAAGUCCUUGCAGGCUACCCUCACCCCUUCUCCUAUGAAGUCCUCUCCUCAGAUCCCCCAUAAGACCUACAGCAGCAUUCUGAAACACCUAAACUAAACAGCAGACAUUUCUCUCUCUUUUUUUUGUACUCGCGAAAUGUGUUCCUUUUUAUUAUUAUUAUUAUUCUUAUCCUAAGUAGUCUUUUUUUUUUUUACUUGAAAUCAAAUGAUGUAACUUCGCUAUGGAUUUCCUUAGUUUUUCUGUUUACCAUUGUUUUUUAAACGAUCCGAAAUUCCUUUUUCUUAACAUGACGAUGUUUUGUUAAAACCGGCAUGUCGUUUGCACACAAGGGUAUAUUAAAGAAAAGAAAAAAAAAAGAAAAAAGAGCUUGACAAUGCAAAUUAGAGGAGGGGGGGGGAGAAAUGCACUAAACCAGUAGAAACACUCUUCUUUUGAACAACUCGUCCUUUGCAGAGGAAAAAUAAGAACCUUGCCUUGAAAAAAAUCACACCGUGAAGACUCUUCUUAGUUGCAUGAAAAAAAUAUCUAUCCCUCCCCCCGAAACAUUUUUUCAUUUGUAUGUAUUUUAGAAUUUUUCAUACUGUACACAUUUCUUCAACACAUGAUACCAGCAGCAACUGUAAACGAAUGCAGAAUUUGGUACGCAUGUGUGUUCUACCUCAAGGUAACCGCAGUAUGUGGCAAGCAUCCAACCACCCCUAGUGCUUAUCAUAAUGCACUUCUGUUUAGCCAGCAUUAUUGUAGUAGGUGGUAUUAUGGAGAAGAAGAAGAAGAAGAAAAAAUACAUUCAAUAUUUAUAAAUAUUCUGGUAUGCAUACUUUAUAGUGGAAAUGUUAAUAUGCAGCGUUUUUAUUUAUUUUAGCAGAUUAUAUUUUCUGUAACAGUAGAAAAAGUCGAAUUCUUUUGACUUGCUUUACAGAUGAAGUUCUUACUAGCACUGUGGUUUGUUGCCUACAUAGCUGAAAUAGAGAUGAAAUAACAUCCCCCUAUUUUGAGGUGAUCCGUGUGAGUUUUUUUUUUUUCCAAAGAGAUUCCCCUUCAAGUAAAAUGUGUAUAGGAAUUUGCAAUCUGGAGGUUCUCUCUCUCUUUCUCUCUCUCUCUCCCUCCCCCCAAAGGAAUUAGGAAUUGUUUUAUCAUAAAAUGCUCUUAGAAGUCUUAA
Messenger RNA from Crotalus tigris (Tiger rattlesnake), 4129 nucleotides. RefSeq names its product mitogen-activated protein kinase 6 (gene MAPK6). NCBI's taxonomy places the organism in Eukaryota, Metazoa, Chordata, Lepidosauria, Squamata, Viperidae. Gene Ontology annotation, biological process: intracellular signal transduction; protein phosphorylation; cell surface receptor signaling pathway. The coding region runs from base 913 to 3066 and encodes 717 amino acids. The transcript is spliced from 6 exons. Gene Ontology annotation, cellular component: nucleus; cytoplasm. Gene Ontology annotation, molecular function: ATP binding; MAP kinase activity. The record is from RefSeq and is a predicted model, not a curated record.